AUGGAAGAUAAAUCUACCAAUGAGCCCAAAUUUUUACUUAAUGGUGAGCUGGCUGCCCAUUUAUUACCAGGUGACUUGGAUGAUUUUAAUAGCCUGGUCGGAGGUAUCAAUCCAAACAAGCCCCACAAAGACAAGUUUCUUAUGGAUCAUUCUAAGAGGAUACUCUACAAGAUCUUAUCUAGUCAACCGAAGGGUUAUAACGAAGCUCGAUUUUAUCACCUAGUGUUUUGCGGAAAUAGUGACCCUUUCCUCAAAACCCUUCGGGAUUUUUUACCCGCAUAUCGUGGUCUUUUUCAUCGUCCGACGACUAGACAAUAUUUUAUCGCGCUGGACAAUGUACAAUAUGGAAUGCGAAAUCCCAAUUCGAUGGACGUGAAAUUAGGUCAACAAAGCUACGUCCCCACUGCGUCACCAAAUAAAAUGAAAACAGAAGAGGCAAAGUACCGUUGGCGUAGACAGUUAGGAUUUUUUAUCACCGGAAUGAAAUUGGAUGGCAUCUUCUAUGACCGAAAUCAUGGGUCAUCCUUAUGUCCUGACACCAUCUACGAAAAGGGUAUUUGUCUCUUUUUGGAUGGCAAAGUAGACAACGAGAAGGUUAAGCUUCAACGAAGGUCUAUUCUAGGCCGCAUGUUUGCAGAACGCGUAGGUAGCCUGAAGGCUUGGUUCGAAACCCAGGAAACACAUCGAUUUAUCGCCUCUUCUCUUUUCUUAUGUUAUGAUUGGCAAGGAUGUGAUAUUAAACCUAUUAUUAGCUUCCAUCUUAUUGAUUUUGCUCGAUGGUAUACAGUGGAGAACACGGGAAACGAAAUGCCUUCUCGUGAUGAGAAUUGUCUAUUUGGCCUCAAAAAGCUUCACAGUUUGUUCCAACAAGCCAGUGAGAAAACGCUCAAUAACUAG
Molecule: messenger RNA, 897 nt
Organism: Rodentolepis nana
Lineage: Eukaryota; Metazoa; Platyhelminthes; Cestoda; Cyclophyllidea; Hymenolepididae
Source: the annotation of a GenBank genome assembly